Mugil cephalus (flathead mullet) is the source of this 4490-nucleotide messenger RNA. Its product is annotated as NACHT, LRR and PYD domains-containing protein 12-like. Gene Ontology annotation, molecular function: protein binding. NCBI's taxonomy places the organism in Eukaryota, Metazoa, Chordata, Actinopteri, Mugiliformes, Mugilidae. The coding region runs from base 1 to 3159 and encodes 1052 amino acids. The record is from RefSeq and is a predicted model, not a curated record. The transcript is spliced from 11 exons.
AUGAAGAGUGACUGGUCCAAAGACAGACCUCCAGACUUCAGUAAAGAACCUGGACCCUCAGACACAAAUGAGAGGAAGAGGAGUCAUGUUUCUGUGGAGGAGCAGCUGUCCUGCUGUGCUUUGUGUCAGGACGUCCUGAAGGAUCCAGUCUCUACCAGCUGUGGACACUGGUUCUGCAGACAGUGCAUCACCUCAUACUGGGACCAGUCUGCUUCAUCAGGACACUCCUCCUGUCCCAGUGUGGACAAAGAUCCAGAACAAGGAGGAACAACCACAGAGCUGCAGACAAGCUGCUGUCCAGCUGAUGUUGGUCUGCAGGAGGUUUUAGAUGAACAUAAGAUCAGUCUGAGGAGGAGAUGUGAACGUGUGACUGAAGGAACUGAUGUAAGAGGAAGAGGAACCCUCCUCAACAGGAUCUACACUGAGCUCUACAUCACAGAGGGACAGAGUGAAGAGGUUAAUACCCAACAUGAGGUGAAGCAGCUUGAGACAGCUUCCAAGAGGAAGGCCCUCCAUGACACUCCAAUCAGGUGCCACGACAUCUUCAAAGCCUUACCUGACCAACAGAGACACAUCAGACUGGUUCUGACCUACGGCGUCGCUGGUGUUGGAAAAACCUUCUCAGUGCAGAAGUUCACUCUGGACUGGGCAGAGGGUUUGGAAAACCAAGAUGUCAGUGUGGUGAUUGUGCUUUCGUUCAGGGAGCUGAACUUGAUCAAAGAUGAGCAGUACAGUCUUCUCAGGCUGCUCCAUGUUUUCCAUCCAACAUUACAGAAGGUCACAGCAGAGCAGCUGGCUGUCUGGAAACUUUUGUUCAUCUUUGACGGCCUGGAUGAAAGCAGACUUUCACUGGACUUCAACAACAGUGAGGUUGUGUCUGAUGUCACACAGAAGGCAUCAGUCAACGUGCUGCUGACAAACCUCAUCAAGGGGAAGCUGCUUCCCUCGGCUCUGGUCUGGAUCACUUCCAGACCUGCAGCAGCCAAUCAGAUCCCUCCUACAUGUGUUGACAGGGUAACAGAAGUACGAGGCUUCACUGACGCCCAGAAGGAGGAGUACUUCAGGAAGAGGUUCAGUGAUGAAGAGCUGUCCAGCAGAAUCAUCUCCCACAUCAAGACCUCCAGGAGCCUCCACAUCCUGUGUGCAGUCCCAGUCUUCUGCUGGAUCACUGCUACAGUUCUGGAGCACAUGUUGACUACAGAGCAGAGAGGAGAGCUGCCCAAGACCCUGACUGACAUGUACUCACACUUUGUGAUGGUUCAGACAAAGAGGAAGAAGAACAAGUACCAUGAGGGACAUGAGACGAGUCCACAGGAGCUGAUGGAGACUGACAGGGAAGUUCUUCUGAAGCUGGGGAGGCUGGCAUUUGAACAUCUGGAGGAUGGAAACAUCAUGUUCUACCAAGAAGACCUGGAGCGCUGUGGUCUGGAUGUGACAGAGGCCUCAGUGUACUCAGGAGUUUGUACAGAGAUCUUCAAAAGAGAGAAUGUGAUCUUCCAGAAAUCAGUCUACUGCUUUGUUCAUCUGAGCGUUCAGGAGUUUCUGGCUGCAGUCUACAUGUUCCACUGUUACACCAACAAGAAGAUAGAGGUACUGAAAGACUUCCUGAGGAAAGGCCACCAAGACUCCACUAAGUCUCUGUAUAACUUCUUGUAUGGAGCGAUGUAUAAAUCUCUGGAGAGUGAAAAUGGUCAUCUGGACCUGUUUGUUCGCUUCCUUCAUGGCCUCUCUCUGGAGUCCAACCACAGACUCUUAGGAGGUCUGCUGGGUCAGACAGAGAACAGUCCAGAAAUCAUCCAGAGAGCCAUCUACAACUUGAAGAAUAUAAACACUUAUACAGUCUCUCCUGACAGAAGCAUCAACAUCUUCCACUGUCUGAUGGAGAUGAACGACCUCUCAGUUCAUCAGGAGAUCCAAGAGUUUCUGAAGUCAAAGAACAGAUCAAAGAAGAAACUCUCUGUGAUCCAGUGCUCAGCUCUGGCCUACAUGCUGCAGAUGUCAGAGGAGGUUCUAGAUGAGUUGGACCUGAAAAAGUACAACACAUCAGAUGAGGGACGACAGAGACUGAUGCCAGCUGUGAGGAACUGCAGAAAGGCUCAAUUAACUGGAUGUGGACUCUCAGACAUUCACUGUGAAGUUGUGUCCUCAGUUCUGAAGACCAACCCUUCCUAUCUGACAGAGCUGGACAUGAGUAAUAAUGACCUGAACAAUUCAAGAAUGAAGCAUCUGUCUGCUGGACUGGAGAGUCCAAACUGUAGACUGGAGACUCUGAGUUUGAAGAACUGCUGGUUGUCAGAGAUCAGCUGUGAUUCUUUGGGACCAGCUCUGAAGUCCAACCCCUCCCAUCUGAAACAUCUGGAGCUGAGUAACAACAACCUGAAGGAUUCAGGAGUGAAGCAGCUGUGUGGUUUUCUGGAGAGUCCAGACUGUAGACUGGAGACUCUGGGAUUGGAGAACUGCAGUUUGUCAGAGAUCAGCUGUGAUUAUCUGGGACCAGCUCUUAAGUCCAACCCCUCCCAUCUGAAACAUCUGGACCUGAGUGAGAACAACCUGAAGGAUUCAGGAGUGAAGCAGCUGUGUGGUUUUCUGGAGAGUCCAGACUCUAGACUGGAGACUCUGAGUUUGAAUGAAUGCAGUUUGUCAGAUAUCAGCUGUUAUUAUCUGGUCUCAGCCCUGAAGUCCAACUCCUCCCAUCUGAAACAUCUGGACCUCAGUAACAACAACCUGAAGGAUUCAGGAGUGAAGCAGCUGUGUGGUUUUCUGGAGAGUCCAGACUGUAGACUGGAGACUCUGAGAUUGAACAGCUGCAGUUUGUCAGAGAUCAGCUGUGAUUCUCUGGGACCAGCUCUGAAGUCCAACCCCCCCCAUCUGAAACAUCUGGACCUGAGUGAAAACAACCUGAAGGAUUCAGGAGUGAAGCAGCUGUGUGGUUUUCUGGAGAGUCCAGACUGUAGACUGGAGACUCUGAGGUUGGAGAACUGCAGUUUGUCAAAGAUCAGCUGUGAUUCUCUGGUCUCAGCUCUGAAGUCCAACCCCUCCCAUCUGAAACAUCUGGACCUGAGUCUCAACAACCUGAAGGAUUCAGAUGUGAAGCAGCUUCUUGAUCUUGUGAAGAGUCCAGACUAUAAACUGGAGACUCUGAAGUGGAAGUUGUGGUAAACAGGAUGACCGGUGUCCUGAUGAUCCAGAGGUUGAAGCAGCAGCAGCUUGUGUGGACAGAGACUCUGACUGCAGAUAAAUGCUGAUGUUGAUUAAGAAGUGAGCAGCUCAGUCACAAACAUUCUUCUCGUCCUCUUCUUGUUUUUAUAUAACUCCUUUCUACCUAUUGGUACUCAAACCACUUUACAGUCAGAGUUAUACAUCUAUCCAUUUACUCACACAUUCACACUCUAGUGCCAGGCACUGGGAGCAACUGGGGGUUCAGUGUCAUUACAACAUGUGGUACGUUCCAGGGAUGAACGCAGUCUGACAUCAUUUCCCUAAAUGUUUCAUCUUCGUUCAAAGUUUGAGACUGGAGCCUCAUUAAUGGGUCAUUAAAGUACCAUUCACUGGAGAAAGAAUACAGCAUCAGAACAGAUUCCUCCAGUCCCAUGUGAGUAUUGGUUCAUUAACAGACUAUAGCCAUAUACUUAUUAUUAUUGUUAUGAUUACAAGUUUAUGUCCUUUGCAUUGUGGGCGAAGAAGAUGGAGCCAGUGUGUUUGUGUUACUAAUGUCGACUCUUUACUGGUGUACAAUCGGUAAACACUGCUCGAUAUAUGAAUUUCUGCCAAAGAAACGGUCAAUUUGGAUCAUGGUGGAUAUAGAAUUUUGCCCCAGCGUCUAUUAGGGAUCAUAGUUCACCCCACUUUCAUCCACUCAUUCAUUCAUCUUCUGUAACUACUCUGUCAUCUGUCCUAAUCUUGAGUUGGCACAGGUCACAAUGAAAGGUUGGUCUGACAAGCAAACCAAAAGUAGAACAUCUUUAUCUGAUGACAACAUUUAAUAUUGCCUCCAAAUCAUGGGUCUAGCUUGGAAGCUCAACGUACCGGGUCUCACCUGUUGCAGAAAAAAGUUGGUGAUAGAAACUUGUGUCCACUCCAGAUUGUCGAAGCAGACCUCAGAAGAGUAUCAGAAUUGGUAAGGUCAACUGAGGAGGUUUGGAGAUACAGACGUUCUUCGUGUUCGGCGAAAUUUCGAGCAAAGUUUCAGUUGCCAUUGUUGAAAGUGAAGCAGGAAGUGGAAGCACAAAUGACCCAACUUACAAAAAAGACAUAGCAGUUACUGAAAUGAAUUUGUUACAGAGGGAAGUAGAAAUUAGUCACACUGGUGUAGGUUCCUGUGGGACCCAAACGCAGUACUAUAAAUUCUCCUAAAAGCCUCAAGAUGAGAUGAUGAAUGACCCCAGAGGAGCUGUCCAGUGCUGAAGUGACCUCUCCUUGUCUUAGAAUGGCAUUAGAGAGGGGUCAGAGGAGCUGUCCAGUGCUGAAGUGACCUCUCCUUGUCUUAGAAU